Messenger RNA from Aspergillus fumigatus Af293, 213 nucleotides. RefSeq lists its product as uncharacterized. Lineage: Eukaryota; Fungi; Ascomycota; Eurotiomycetes; Eurotiales; Aspergillaceae. The record is from RefSeq and is a predicted model, not a curated record. The transcript has 2 exons. Bases 1 to 213 code for a protein of 70 amino acids.
AUGUCUAUAACCCCAGAGGACCGUGGACAAACAUCAAACAACGAACCACGGUGGGAUGAUGGAGAAGACUUGGGACGUGAAUAUGAACAACCCAGCUCAUGCAAAGUGGUUCCGUACCGCCAACAUCCUGAUGGCGAGGAGGCUGCGCUGCUGCGAUCUAAUACGGAGCGGUUCCAGAUGUUUUUCAGGGCUCACUCGGCAAUCUUCUUCUGA